UGUAUUCACUGUUGUCAUGGUAAUUCAAAUAUAACAUAAAGUGUAAUAUCAGUACAUAUUUUAUCAAAUAAUAUCUGAAAAUGUCUAAAGUAAAGACUGGGCAAUUCAAAGUGAGAAUUUUGUUUAUUGGACCUUGCAAUGUUGGCAAGUCUAAAAUUGCAAAUUUUCUUGCGGAUAUGAGUCUUGAGCUGCCUGAAGAUGUUCGUGCAACUGAUUCUUUAAGAAUACUAGAAUAUGAUUUGAGUGAUAUUGAUGUUAAUAAUCAAAAGGCUAAUAUUGAUGUUCAAUUAUGGGAUACUAGUGGAAAAGAAAGUACAUCAGCAUACUGGCCAAUUCUUCGUAAAUAUGCGGACGGAAUUGUAUUUGUUUCUUCAGGUGCUGAUGAAAAUGGAGUCAAAGGAAUGGACUACAUGUACAAUUACUUCAUAACUCAGCAAAACUUCAGUUUGCGUGCUUGUUUGGUUUGUUCUUUAACAAAUCCAGAAAGUAACACUACGAAAUUGCCAUCAAUGUUCACGAAAAUAUCUCAGAUAAAUGUGAAUCUUGAAGCCAAUUCACAAAAGUUCAGACAGGAAUUUACCAAAUUUGUUAUUUCUGUUAUUAAUACCAUGGAGUACUAGAUUUAUAGAGUAUGUAAUAAUGUAUUGCCUAUAUUAAAAGUUUAUAUUUAUUAGAGAAUGCGUAAUCCAUGGUAUUAAUAUUUUAUUUCUUAAAAUGUCUGCAUUUGUGCCAUGGAAUCAUAUCUUAUAAUUCUGCAAAUGCACAAAAUUACACUAUAUGUUGUUAGAGAAUGUUUCUCACGUUGCAUAAUUAAUAAGUACAUUAGGUGUGUUUGCUGAUCAACUAAAGUCACAAUUAUAUCUCUUAUCUAAUUAAAACCUAAUGCUUUCUUGAAUUUGAUUAAAAUAA
Messenger RNA from Dalotia coriaria, 909 nucleotides. RefSeq names its product intraflagellar transport protein 22 homolog. The coding region runs from base 81 to 620 and encodes 179 amino acids. The record is from RefSeq and is a predicted model, not a curated record. The transcript has 4 exons. NCBI's taxonomy places the organism in Eukaryota, Metazoa, Arthropoda, Insecta, Coleoptera, Staphylinidae.